Molecule: messenger RNA, 1359 nt
Organism: Ogataea haglerorum
Lineage: Eukaryota; Fungi; Ascomycota; Pichiomycetes; Pichiales; Pichiaceae
Exons: 1
Coding region: 1-1359 (452 amino acids)
Biological process (GO): maturation of SSU-rRNA; ribosomal small subunit biogenesis
Cellular component (GO): preribosome, small subunit precursor
Molecular function (GO): RNA endonuclease activity
Source: RefSeq, a predicted model, not a curated record
AUGCCCAAAGUCAACUCACUGGUGUUGGACGCAGGCCCUUUAAUUACGCAGUCAGCAUCGACUUUGCAACAACAUGCUGACAAGUUUUUUACAACUCCAGGAGUUUUUAACGAACUGAGAGAUGAACACGCUAGAAGACAGGCUGCUUUAUGGGGGGAGAAGUUAUCAGUGAGGCAACCAAAAUUUGAUGCGAUCAAAGCAAUGACUGAUUUUGCUAAACUCACAGGUGACCAUAUGGUAUUGUCACAAAAUGAUAUUCACAUCUUAGCUCUUGCAUAUGAGCUUGAAUGCGAAUUGAAUAACGGUCCUUGGAGACUUAGAUCCUAUCCAGGAGAGAAAAAAGAACGUCAAAAGAAGCGUAACCAGAACUCAAAGGAACGCGACGAUACUAAGGAUAUAGACACGGUUCAAAAGGAAAAGAGUGCUGAAACGUCACUUGAACAUACGGAGGUCUCGGAUACAAAUGAAAGGACUAAAAGGAAAACAAGAAGAGGCGGGAAACGCCACAGAAAGAAAAGGACAAACGGCGGAGAGGAAGGUGUGGCAGACCUCAAGGAGCAGGUCGAAAUUGAUGGUAAUGAAGAUGCAGCAGUGCAACAAAUCACAGAAAAAUUAAAAGAUCUAUCCACUGAUUGUCAGCUUUCACAAGCAUAUUCGGACUCAGAAGAUGAAGGAGAAUGGAUUACACCGGAUAAUAUAGUAGAAGAGAUGUUUAAAGACGAGCAUGAACAAGUUGAGGCAGAAAAAAGCACUUCGAAGAUUAAAGUCGCUCUAGCAACCGGUGAUUUCGCUGUUCAAAAUGUUUCGCUUCAAAUAGGCUUGAAUCUGAUGAAUCCAAUGUCAGGACUUCAAAUUCAAAGAGUGAGAAACUACAUGCUUAGGUGUCACGCAUGUUUUACCAUGAUUCCAAUUCCAAAAGAUGGUACACCAAAACAUUUCUGUUCUUCUUGUGGAGGGGCAACUUUGCUGAGAUGCGCAGUUUCAGUCAAUUCCAAGGGAGAGAUUGUUCCUCAUUUGAAAAAAAACUUUGAAUGGCACAGAAAGGGUGACAGGUAUUCUUUGCCCUCUCCGCUAUCCAAGAACUACACCAAAAAGUAUGGCAAACAGGGAUAUCAGCAUCGCGGUAAUCCGAAUCUUGAGAACAUUUUUUUGCGAGAAGACCAGAAGGAAUACCAACAGGCGCUGAAAAAUGCUAAAUGGCAGCUUCGACAAAAUGAGAAAGCAAUGCAAGAAUACGUGGGUGGUGGAUCAGCGGAGAACUUCGUUUCUCCAUUUUUCACUGGAACUGAUCAUAUAAAACCGGUCCAUGUGAGAGUGGGAAGGGGUAGAUACGUGAAUUCAUCUCGAAGAAGAAAGUGA